Messenger RNA from Sorghum bicolor (sorghum), 845 nucleotides. RefSeq lists its product as uncharacterized. The record is from RefSeq and is a predicted model, not a curated record. The coding region runs from base 1 to 627 and encodes 208 amino acids. NCBI's taxonomy places the organism in Eukaryota, Viridiplantae, Streptophyta, Magnoliopsida, Poales, Poaceae. The transcript is spliced from 3 exons.
AUGCAGAAGUACAUAUUCCAGGAAGGGAAUGUGCCGGACGGUCAAAAAGUCACCUACAAUGCACGCGAUCUCCUUGAUGUUCUGUCACCCAUCCUCCCGCAUAAACAGGAGCUUAAAGAUUUGCAGGAGAUUGUGCUGCCUGUAAUAAGGAAGGGACACUUCUCUGUCUACAUCGUCAACUUUGUGCUUAUUCACAUACUUGACCCGAAUCCUUGGGACGAAAUUGGGAAAACGGGGUGGAAAGAUACUCACUUUGGGAAGAUAAAUUUUUCUGAUGGAGAAAUGCAGUUUUGCAAAAGACUGAUGCUCCGGCUCAAUGAUGCUAUCCAGUUUCUAAGGCCCAAUGUUGUGAGAAGAUUUCGGAGCUAUAUGUGUGAAAUGCUGCAUGCCAUACCCAAGCAAGCUGUAUGCUCUGAAGACUGCGCUUUCUACUGCAUGUUAUACAUGGACAACUAUGAUGCGGCUACUGGUACAGUGCACUGGCCAUACACGGUUAACAAUGUCCCCAUCAAUGUCUCUUCGCAAGCGAUACGGGCUGAUAUACUCCAUUACAUUGUGUACCAUGAUGCCAAUGAACAGAAGGAACUUCCUCCAGAGGUACAGAGGUUGCGUCACACCGAGCGGUGAACGGCAUGUCUAGUGUAGGGGGAACGUUCGUACCACUGUUAUGCAUUUUGUAAACUUGUGCUACCGAUGAAAACCUUGGUGACGGCGACAAACAGUAUCCAUAGCCGCUUCCUUUUUUUUGGUAAAAAUACUAAGUAUGUUAGCUACAGUCUUUUUUUCGUUUUAUGGUGUUGAAGAUAUACUUAUGGCUGACCAACUGCAAGGUCUUUUUUUCGUUU